UUUAGACCCUGUUCCAUUUGUGACGUCAUUUCCAAAAUAAAGUUAUUCCGUCGGUAUUUUCUCUUUCCAAAUUUAAGUUUUUAGCCUAAUAUUGAGCAGUAUGAAGUUCAAAUUCAAGGAAGAACAUACGUUUGAUCAGAGGAAAGCUGAGUCAACAAAGAUCAGAGAUAAAUAUCCAGAGAGAAUCCCAGUGAUCGUGGAGAGAGACCCCAAGUCACAGAUUCAGGAUAUCGACAAGCGGAAGUUCCUGGUGCCCAACGACAUCUCUGUGGCCCAGUUUAUGUGGAUCAUACGCAAGAGAAUCCAGCUGCCCUCAGAAAAGGCCAUCUUCCUUUUUGUAGAAAAAGUUUUGCCACAAUCGAGUGCAAGUAUGGGUCAAGUCUACGAGGAGCACAAAGACGAGGAUGGUUUCCUGUAUAUCGCCUACAGCGGAGAAAACACCUUCGGACAUUGCUGAUACACACACUCAUUGCACGAUACCGCGGCGUGUGCUUUAGGUUCUUGUAGUGGGAUUUUUAAUUUGUCAUAUUCAUAAACAUGUGUAUAAAUGGGGUUUUCCAUUGUGAGAUUUUAAGAAAUUAUUCAAGAUUGCAAGAUUGUUGAUAUGUUUUGGUUAAAGUGAAUAUGGUUAAAAAGAUUUAAACAAACUACUACUAUCUUAAGUUUGUAUGAUAUUUGUCGGAAAUAAAUAAAAUUUAAAGAAUCAAUGCUAUCUUGCGGAAAUAUGGUUUCCAGAGCUCUUACACAAAAAUGUUUUAUUGGUUUAAUCGUAAAAGUUGUUAAAUAUAUUUGUUAGGACUGGUUAAUUAUAUGUUUUGAAUGAAGUAUUUCAUCAAUAACUUUUUAAAAGAAAUAUAUAUCUUCGAAUGGCUGAUUCAUUUUCUACCUAGUAUCAAUGUCAAGGAUUUUGAAUUGAAGAGUAUGGAGAUCUAUUAAUAUAAAAAAAUAAUAACAGUAUUAUGAACUUAAUUAAGCAUGAAUUUGUAAAUAUUUUUCAUGUAAAUGUUUUUUAAGUUUUCUGAAAUUUGAGAAGAGUCUGCUCUAAAUGGAACAGUAUUUUUCUGAGCAAAUUAUGCUACCUGGUAUUUGUUAUAUUAAGCUUUAUGAACAACAAGUCAAUUACACUUAAUGUAGCCAAAACACUACAUAAGCCGUUAUGUUCUUUGUGUGGCACUGUUUGAAACACAGUUAAAAUUCCAAUGUCUUAAUCUUACUAUGUUCGAGAAGGAUCCAAAGUUGUCUCCAUUGUUUUAUGGACAUUUUGGGAGAUUUUCAUUGAACUUCAUUUACCUAAAUUCCUCCUGUUAUGUUGCUUUGCGAGCUUGUCUUAUUUAAUAGAAACACUUUUACCCUGCUUAAUUGUCACCUGUCAUGUAGGAAGUAAUACAUACAAGUCUAUUGUCAGCUAUAAUGCAGUACAUCAGUUUAAAACUGUCACAUACGUACUUAUCUUUCUCAUGUGAAUUUAAUAGAACAAUCACUGAACUGAAAGUCUGAGGAACGCUCAGCUGGCACAUUUUACAAAGACUUCCUCCUUGUGCAGGAAGCAUAGGGCAUAGUUGUAAGUGUGUCAUGUAACACUGUAGCAAUACUGGAUGUCCUAUUAUUACAAAUGUAUGAAACUGUUUAACAGGCAUAAGUUGAUAAAAGUGCCAUCUGAGUUUCUGGGUAUAUGCUUAUAUAAAUGUUAAUGACAUAUAUGUACAUGUACAUGUUUAUUUAUGUUUUGUCUGGUAUUUUUUUGCUAAAUAAUAUCUCAAUAGGCUGUAUUGUCAUCAACAAUAGUAUAGGUCUGAAGCCACAUUUUUUUCAUUUUUUAUUAACAAUUUCGAGCAAAGAUAUACUUCCAUCUUGACCGAGACAGUUCUUUCUGGCUGAUGAUUUAGCAGUUGUUGUUUUUUUACACAACAAUUAAAAAAUGUCGUUUAAAUAUUUUUUUUUCAAUAAAAGACACUCGCUAUGUACAAAGAAUGCAUAUCAUAUGUAUGAGCGACGCUGUAUGUCUGUUGUUUGUGCCUGUGAUUAACCUGGAUGUACUGUCUGUAAUGUAUGCAUACAAAACAUUUGUUUAUUUUUAAUAAAUGAAAAAAUCGUA
Mya arenaria is the source of this 2095-nucleotide messenger RNA. RefSeq names its product gamma-aminobutyric acid receptor-associated protein-like 2. The record is from RefSeq and is a predicted model, not a curated record. The coding region runs from base 101 to 457 and encodes 118 amino acids. Gene Ontology annotation, cellular component: autophagosome; cytosol; autophagosome membrane. Gene Ontology annotation, molecular function: ubiquitin protein ligase binding. Gene Ontology annotation, biological process: macroautophagy; autophagosome assembly; cellular response to nitrogen starvation. Lineage: Eukaryota; Metazoa; Mollusca; Bivalvia; Myida; Myidae. The transcript has 4 exons.